AUGACUGCGGAUGAUGAUAUCAUUGGACAUACUGAUAUCUUGUCGUCGCCCUUGAAGAAAGGUCGAGGUCAAGCCAACGUUCACUAUGGAAGAACACCAGUCACAAUAGGUGUUGUGUCUCGGAAAAGGAGGCAAUCCCCCCGCAAGGAUGUGAUUGAGAAGGUCAAAGUCCCCGUAACGACUCCUCAAGAGGAACCUAAGAGGGGAUACAAAGGUAAAAGACGUGGUAGGAAACCUAAGUCUAACCAUGAAGAGUCCUCGAAAGACUUAAAUCAAGAAACAAACCAGACUACACCAGAUAAAAAAAUUAAAGUGGAGUUCGAUUUAAAGAUAAGCGCUGAUAAUAUAUUGCCUACUCGAACUAGAAGACAUACGAGAGUACUUCCUAAAGAUCUUAGUGAAGAUGAAGAUGAAGAUGAAGAUGUUAAACCUCCUGUGAAAAAGAAAAGAGGAAGACCUAAAAAAAUUGUCACGCAUGUGAAGGAAGAGGAACAUUCGAGAUUAGAAAUAAGCCCCCCCGUGGUAACAAGAAAAAGGAAGAGUCGUAAACGUAGUAUCAGUCCCGAUGAUCAGGGAUCAUCAACUGAGACUGAUAUUAUGGUACCUGAUACGCCUACAAAGGAAGCGACAUCUAUAUUGAUGGAACAAUCGUUUACGUCACCAUUGAAAAAAGUCAUAUUAUCCAAUUUAAAAGAAUAUAAACAAAAUGUUUCCUUUAAGAAUUUGAAAUUGAGUAAAAAUUUUGUACCGACUCGUCUUCCUAAUACAUACACUCCACAACAUGUGAAACAGUUACAAAACGAGAGCGUAGUAAGUAAUUUCUUGGAUACAUUUGAAGGUUAUUUCGAUCAGAGGAAGUCAUUAAAGAGAUCGAAGAAUACUAUGUCUAUGGCUCCUACAGUUACUAGAGAAGAGUUUGCAACAAUUACCAACCUAUUUAACAAAAAAUUCCAACGUUCUUCAAAGGAUAAAUUAGAGGCUUUGCAAAAGCAAUUAUAUCCACAAUAUUGGUUUGAAUUGUCUCGUGGGUUUACUCUACUGUUCUACGGGGUUGGGUCCAAACGUGCAUUUAUGGAAGAUUUAGCCAUCAACUAUGUCUCUAUUAAAUGUAAACAGUAUGAAAUAUAUGAUAAUAAACGACUAAACAAAAAUUACAAGAAUAAUGAUGACACAGGUGUUCCUUGCGUUACAAUUAAUGGUUAUAACCCAACUUGUAACUACAGAGAUAUUCUUAAGGAUAUUACAGAUAUAAUUUUCCCAGAGGAAAAAGUCAAAGUUGACUCUAAAUACUGGGGGAAUCACAGUAUGUUAUACAUUCAAAAGAUGGCAGAAUAUUAUAGAACACAACCAAAUCAUGUAAAGAUAAUACUAGUAAUCCAUAAUUUAGAUGGGCCUAGUUUGAAGAAAAAUAUUUUCCAACGAAUCCUUGGUCAAUUAGCCACCAUCAAACAAAUUGCUAUCAUUGCAUCUGUUGAUCAUAUAUAUGCACCUUUGUUGUGGGAUGCCACAAAAUCUCAAAAUUAUAACUUCAUAUUCCACAAUGUGACGAAUUAUGAGGCUAGUGAUGUCGAAUCAUCAUUCCAAGACGUUAUGAAGCUUGGUAAAGAAGAAUCUACAACGGGUGCCGAGGGUGCCAAGUUUGUUUUGGAAUCCCUAACAGUUAAUGCGAAGAAACUGUACAAAUUGUUAUUAGAGACACAAAUGGCAAAUAUGGAAAUUGAAAUGAAUGGGAAAGUAGCACCAAUAAGACGUGGUAUAAUUACAACAGGUGUUGAUUUCAAAAAAUUCCACGAUAUGUGUGCAUCAGAAUUCAUCGUUUCCAAUGAGGUAUCAUUAAGAACUAUCCUGAAGGAAUUCAUCGACCAUAAGAUGGCAUUUAUCAAGAAGAGGAACAACAAGGGGUUUGAAGUCAUAUGGGUAGCAUACAGUUACGGUGAAAUGAAGAAAUUACUAGAUACUGCUUUAGCAAGUAUAAGUUAA
Molecule: messenger RNA, 1980 nt
Organism: Maudiozyma barnettii
Lineage: Eukaryota; Fungi; Ascomycota; Saccharomycetes; Saccharomycetales; Saccharomycetaceae
Gene: ORC2
Product: origin recognition complex subunit 2
Exons: 1
Coding region: 1-1980 (659 amino acids)
Biological process (GO): DNA replication
Cellular component (GO): nuclear origin of replication recognition complex; nucleus
Molecular function (GO): DNA replication origin binding
Source: RefSeq, a predicted model, not a curated record